AUGGCCAAGAAUUGUCACAACGACUACAAGAUGAAGUUCACGGUGGACGAUGAGUACCCCGACCUGUCCCAGCACAACAACCAUAUGGCCAAGGUGCUGACCAAGGAUAUCUACGCUAAGCUGAGGGGAAAAUCCACCCCCAGCGGCUACACCUUGGAUGAUGUCAUUCAGACUGGUGUGGACAACCCCGGACACCCCUUCAUCAUGACCGUGGGCUGCGUGGCCGGUGAUGAGGAGUCCUACGAGGUCUUCAAGGAUCUUCUGGACCCCGUCAUCUCGGACCGCCACAAUGGCUACGGACCCAACGACAAGCACAAGACUGACCUGAACUUCGAGAACCUGAAGGGUGGUGAUGACCUGGACUCCAACUACGUUCUGUCCAGCCGCGUGCGUACCGGCCGUAGCAUCAAGGGAUUCACCCUGCCGCCACACAACAGCCGUGGAGAGCGCAGAGGCAUUGAGAAGCUGUCCAUCGAGGCUCUGGCCAGCCUGGAGGGCGAGUUCAAGGGCAAGUACUACCCCCUGGACGGCAUGACCGACGCCGAGCAGGAGCAGCUGAUCGCCGACCACUUCCUGUUUGACAAGCCUGUGUCCCCACUGCUGACUUGCGCCGGCAUGGCCCGCGAUUGGCCCGACGCCAGGGGCAUCUGGCACAACGACAACAAGACCUUCCUGGUGUGGGUGAACGAGGAGGACCACCUGCGUGUCAUCUCCAUGCAGAAGGGCGGCAACAUGAAGGAGGUGUUCAGGCGCUUCUGCGUGGGUCUGCAGAAGAUUGAGGAGAUCUUCAAGAAGCACAACCACGGCUUCAUGUGGAACGAGCACCUGGGCUACAUCCUCACCUGCCCCUCCAACUUGGGCACCGGCCUGCGCGGCGGCGUCCACGUCAAGCUGCCCAAGCUCAGCACGCACCCCAAGUUCGAGGAGAUCCUCACCAGACUGCGCCUGCAGAAGCGCGGCACAGGUGGCGUGGACACGGCCUCCGUGGGCGGCGUAUUCGACAUCUCCAACGCUGACCGUCUGGGCUCCUCCGAGGUGUACCAGGUUCAGCUGGUGGUCGAUGGCGUCAAGCUGAUGGUAGAGAUGGAGAAGAAACUGGAGAAGGGAGAGUCCAUUGACGGCAUGAUUCCCGCCCAGAAGUAA
Messenger RNA from Nerophis lumbriciformis (worm pipefish), 1143 nucleotides. The record is from RefSeq and is a predicted model, not a curated record. NCBI's taxonomy places the organism in Eukaryota, Metazoa, Chordata, Actinopteri, Syngnathiformes, Syngnathidae.